Messenger RNA from Trametes versicolor FP-101664 SS1, 1362 nucleotides. RefSeq lists its product as uncharacterized. NCBI's taxonomy places the organism in Eukaryota, Fungi, Basidiomycota, Agaricomycetes, Polyporales, Polyporaceae. Bases 1 to 1362 code for a protein of 453 amino acids. The record is from RefSeq and is a predicted model, not a curated record. The transcript has 4 exons.
AUGCUCCCACUAAGCUUUACGCGUCCAUGUCUCACCGGUCUACUUCUAGUACCCUUCGUCCUCAGCGAUACGCAGGAGACUCUACUUGUUGUCGAUGACUCGGAUUCAUUGCUGAUCAAGUACAGAGGCCCAUGGCAGAGCAGCCCCUCGAGUCUGUUCACCGAUCCAGAACAGCUCAACUACCUUGGCACGCUGACAUACUCAAACCUGUCCGGCGCCGUCGCAAACUUCAUGUUCUCAGGGACCAGCGUAUCGGUCUACGGCGCUCUGUUCCCCGUCGGGACGUUCAACCGCACCUCGCUGUACUCCAUUGACGGCCAGAACACGACGUUGUAUGCUCCCCCAAGAACCAUCUCCAGCGAGCAGCACCGCGUCCUGUUCUACAAUUCUGGCACUCUUCCUUUUGGGCAGCACACCCUCACGAUCGAGAACGUCGGUGUAGAGUACUGGUUUGAUUUCAUCAAGGCGGACGGCGUAGAUCCUACGAUCGGAGGCCCGAACGGUAGCUACCUAUGUUUUGAGGGCUUCAAAGCGACGGCGACGUCGCGGGACGCGUCCGAAACGCAGACCGCGACCAGGACGCAGAGCGGCCAAGUGUCGCUCUCUACUCAAGGCGCCCCAUCCACUAGUGUACCUUCCGCUCCAAGUUCGCCUUCCAAUUCCGGUGCUUCUCCUACUCCCGGUACUUCGGACAAGUCCUUGAGCCUUUCUCCAGGCGUCAUUGCCGGAGUUGGGAUCACAGCGGCUGUUGUCGAAGCGCUGCUGAUCCUAGGAGCGCUGUGGGUGUGUCGCCGCCGCAAGCGCAAUACGGUAGAGAGCAAUGUUACGCCAUUCGACCCAAAUUUCGCUGGUGCUAUGCACGCCCUUCCGGUGGCCGGGCUCCCCCAGUUGACGAACACAUCGCAGCAGUCCGAUGCGCGGUCGCCAUAUCAUCUUGCAUCGAGCAGUAUCAACGACCGCGAUGGGAGCACGGCGUGGUAUGAACCUACUUCCUCUCGCUCAUACCGCGAUACAUUCGAUACGUCUCGAGCCAUGUUUUCUCCAGUGGGGGCGGGUGCUUUUGGCCGCGCGGGGACGUCUCCCCUAGGCCUCGCAUCUACUCCUGCUCACUCGACGACACACUUGCCCUCCCACCCUUUUAGCAAGCUCCCCAUGGACGGUGACCCCGUUCCUGCGCCACCAGCUAUGAUACCUGGAGAGGUGUUUGGCGUACUGGACGUCAGGCGAGAGCCCCGACGGUCGCGGGACGGCGGGACCCGCAUUGAUGGAGGACCGCCAGGGCGGCAGAUGGCGAUGUCGGAGAUCGAGAACCAAAGUAUAGUGCACACACUUCCUCCAUCUUACGACGUCUAUCCUUCGUGA